AUGUUUGGAAAACACCCAAAGAACCCUCCCGGGUGCAAACUGCUCGGUCCGUUUGCCCUGAUAGUUCAGGCAUCGAUGGGCGUGUUAGCGGUCCUAACCCUGGUUGUGAAACGUCAAUAUGAAGUCCCUCGCCGUCCCUGGUGGGUGUGGUUCUUUGACGUCUCGAAACAGCUCUGUGGAGCGGCCGGCUUGCAUUUUCUGAAUCUCUUCCUUUCGAUUCUUACCUCUUCGCGCACAGACGUGCCCGACACGAGUGAUAAUCCGUGCGACUACUACUUUCUCAACGUGCUAAUGGACACUACGGUCGGAGUGCCUGUUCUAUGGGGCUUCCUGGUGCUGGUGACCAACAUUGCUGAGAGACAGUUCAAGGUGACGGAGAUUGAAUCCGGAGUCUACGGCCACCCUCCCCAAUGGCGGGCAUUCUGGAAACAGGCUGGGAUUUAUCUUUUGGCCAUGGUUUUAAUGAAAAUUGUGCUUGCCACGUCGUUCAUCAUCUUCCCCUGGCUGGAUUACAUCGGCGCCUUCCUACUAAAGUGGACUGAUAACAAUCCCGAUCUCCAGGUGGCGUUUGUCAUGCUCAUCUUUCCUCUCUUCAUGAAUGCUCUGCAAUAUUAUCUGAUCGACAACAUUAUAGAGAGCAACUCGUUCCGACAGGACUACCACAGUGUUCCCAACAUUGGCGAGGUGGAUGCCCCCGAGCGAAUUCCCCAACAGCUGGCCCAGAGUAGUUAUCAUACCUUCAAGUAA
Yarrowia lipolytica CLIB122 is the source of this 747-nucleotide messenger RNA. RefSeq lists its product as uncharacterized. Lineage: Eukaryota; Fungi; Ascomycota; Dipodascomycetes; Dipodascales. The record is from RefSeq and is a predicted model, not a curated record. Gene Ontology annotation, cellular component: membrane.